AUGGAGGCCCGUGAGAAGUGGGAGGAUGAGGUACGGCAGUUUUUGAGCACUUUCACAGACAUAAAUAGAGGACCAUUAACAAGUGAUCAUGCUCUUCCAUUCCGGCUUGUCACAUACUCUCUUACAGAACAUGAAGUUGAAGGUGAGACCCUGGACUGGGUGCUGCAAUACCUCGAAAAAUACAAUGCACCUCAAUCGCUGGCAUUUGCUAUUGCCAGGAAAACUGCUGAUGCAAUCUUAUCAUCUAACUUAAAUAGAUAUAUUCAACAACCAGAUGAUGAAGAAGACAUACCAGUGAUCAAUGCUGAGAGGUUUGCAAGAGUGGUGUUCAGUAAAGUACAUGAAAUAUGUGAGAAAUGGAAUGAUAAUCCUCCGAGAUUAGAGUAUCCUGGAAUGUCACAUGUAGUCUCUUCAUAUGCCAUCAAGAAUACGCGGCGGAAGAUGGAAGACAAGCACAUUAUAAUUCCAAAUUUAGAUUAUCUUUUCUCAACAAAAAAACCAUGUAAACCAUCAUACUAUGCUGUAUUUGAUGGCCAUGGUGGUGUAGAUGCUUCACAUUAUGCUGCAGCACAUCUACACUGUCAUCUAGUACACCACAAAGGUUUUCAAAAUGAUGAUGUUGAAACAGCACUCAAGGAAGCUUUUAAGAAAACAGAUCACAUGUUUGUUGAAAGAGCAACCAGAGAGCGAUUACGAAGUGGAUCAACAGCAGUCAAUGUUGUGAUAAUGAAUGAUGUGUUACAUCUGGCAUGGUUGGGAGAUUCACAAGCGUUAUUGAUGAGGAAUGGACAACCAGUGGAGAUAAUGCAACCACAUAAACCAGAGAGAGAGGAUGAGAGAAAAAGAAUAGAAGACUUAGGUGGAUGUGUUGUUUGGUUUGGAGCAUGGAGAGUCAAUGGUACUCUAUCAGUGUCCAGAGCUAUAGGUGAUGCUGAUCACAAACCUUAUGUAUGUGGAGAUGCUGACACGACAUCUGUCCAACUACAAGGUGACGAAGAAUGUGUAAUACUGGCGUGUGAUGGCUUAUGGGAUACUAUGUCACCGCAAAAAGUAUGCUCCACAAUUCAGACAUAUAUCAAUACUGGCAGUGAUCUGACUACGGUAGCAUGUAAACUGGUUACCAUGGCGAAAGAAGGAGGUUCCAGUGAUAACAUCAGUGUCAUUGUAGUAUUCUUACAUCCUCAUCAUGAGAAGAGUAGCGAUAAUAAACAAAAAAACGUGAAAGUUGCUGCUGAUGCAGAGAAAGAUGAGGAGAAGGAGAAUAUAAAGCAAUGUGGAGGAGAUAAGAGAACUGAUCGAUCAACUGAAACGCAAUCAUCUGAGAAGCAUGAAUUGUCAAAGGAGCAAAUUACACUAGGAGUUAAUAACUUACACAUCGGAGACAGUAUGAAGUUUAUCUCAAGCCCAAAACUGAAAACUAGACAUUCUGAAAUGAGUUCCCACGGAAGAAAUACUUCAUCAUUCUCUGAGGAGGAAAUCUCAUCUCCAAGAGACAUGUCUGUCAAGGUGACUCGGAAAAGUAAAUCAAAGAGAACAGUUUCAAGUAAAUUAGCCCGACGCAGAUCUGGAAGUGGAAGCGGGCCUUUAUUUACAGCCACUUCUGCUACGAAAACAACCAUGAAUUCUACCGGGUUUGCCAAAACUAAUUCUUUACCAAGCACACUGAAAGUUCGGAAAAGUCCGCCUAAAACAGGCAGAACGAGGUCUACUUCAUCUUCAUCUUCAAAAGAGUCUUCUUCUUCAGGAAAACGGAGGCAGUCAACCUCUUAA
This is a messenger RNA of Saccoglossus kowalevskii, 1770 nucleotides long. RefSeq names its product protein phosphatase 1F-like. Gene Ontology annotation, biological process: protein dephosphorylation; negative regulation of protein kinase activity. NCBI's taxonomy places the organism in Eukaryota, Metazoa, Hemichordata, Enteropneusta, Harrimaniidae. Gene Ontology annotation, molecular function: protein serine/threonine phosphatase activity; cation binding. The record is from RefSeq and is a predicted model, not a curated record.